UCAUCCUGUCAGAGGAGGCGAAAUACUUUGGAUUAAAAAUCCAUUAUUAGCCUGAUAGAUUUUGGAGCAGAGAACUAUAAUUGGAAAUAUCGGCUGACGUGAUUACAAUGCUGAACGUAUCUUAUAUUUUCUCAUUGAAGUAACUGGGCAUGCAUGAAGGAUAAAUGCAGUAAUUCUAGUAUUUGUAAAGCCGAUGUUAAAUAUACCGCACGAAAUAGGAUUAACAUUGUAAUCUGUGAGUGACAAAAAUUACACAUUGAAUUUAAUUUUGAAAAGCGCCUCCACUCUUGGAAAUGUUAAAUAUAAAAUGGAAUAUUAACAGAAAUCUAGCGUUAGUUUGUGUGGAUGGAUUUUAGAACAUGAAAUGUAUUUAUUUCAAUAAAACCAAUCAACUUUUAACAUGUGUAAAUAUGUAAUAUUGUGAUUUGAAUUUGUAUUCGGUUAUAUUUAUUACAUUUAUGUGAUGCAGUGCCAUUGAUUUAAUCAGCAAAAUUGUUUUGGAUAAUAUAUUAAAUCUUGAUUGGAACACUUAAAAUUUUUAUUAACAUGAUGAAUUAUAUAAAUUGAAGAUAUAAGGUAUCCAGGUAUUACAUGCUUUUUUUAAUUAUUUUCUUUUCCAAAGUACGAUGUUUACUCUAAAUGUAUUACAGAAAAAGAAAGAUACAAUUUUAUAAAGCCAAAACUGGAGCAUGUCUUAGAGGAGUUUGGAGUAAUAAUUAUUUUCAAAAGGGGACGAAACUACUGGCACAAUCAUAAUAACAUAAAAAUGCAAACAAUAUGAAGAUAUUAUAAUGUUGAUUCAAACGGAAAUUGAACGAAACAAAGUAAAUGAACGCUUCUUUUCGAUAUAGCAAUCAUAACUGAUAAAAAAUAUCAAAUGUAGUAACACAGUGUGCAAAGUUUGAUUUCUUAAAAAAUGAGACUAUCAUGUUUCGGGAUGAAAGAGAGCGGAAGUGAGUAUUGAACAUCUAUAAUGUUGGAUUAUGCAUGAUUAUAUUUGUCUGCCUUUCAGAUGUCAAAUAUCGUACAAUGUUGACGCCUCAAAGGAGGGACGGACAGUAGGUCAAAAUUAACAUAUACAUGACAAUGCGCAUACCAGACAAAAGCCACGGAUCAGCUUUAAUGCGCCUGUUAUUUCAAACAUGAAUAAUUCUUCCCUUAGUGUAAAUGUAACGUCCUCAAACAUCAGUGCAGAUGGCGAAAAAGGAUUAAAAGGCUAUCAGUAUUCAUUAUUUAUUGCUAAUAUAGUAAUUUGUGCGUUAAAUCUUUGUGGCAACAUCGGGGUGCUGAUACUUAUAUGUCAACGAAGAUUACUGGGCAGAACUACAAACGUUUUUGUUUUUUCGUUGGCAAUGGCUGAUACCAUUUGUUGUGCAGCGGCAAUUCCAUACAACGCAAUGUUGGCUUUGGACCGAGACAUGUCCGUCUACUUAUGUAAAGGAUAUUUCUAUGCCCUUUGUAUUUCAAGAACAGCCGUUUCGUACACAGUAAUAUUACUUACAACGGAAAAAAUAUUGAAUAUUUUGCAUCCAUCACGAUUCAUAACAGCUGGAAGAUGUUUGUUCUUUAUUAGUCUGGUUUGGUUUUUCUCAUCAGCAUAUAAUGUUUGGACCGUUGUUUUCUAUACCAUAUAUGAUUAUGACAAAGUAACAUAUAUCGAAUACAUGAUGAAUUCUGCGACAAUUCUCUACGGAAAGAAGUGUUUCUUCUCGCAUAGGUUCGAAGCAUUACGAAAAAUAUUCUUAUCGUUAGACUUUUUGAUGCUAUUUGGCAUACCGUGUGCAGUAUUGUUCAUUGAAUUUUGUGUUAUUCUUAGAAAGCAGCAUGGCACAAUAAAACAAAGAUUUGAGACUUAUUAUUACAUUAUGAGAUUCAUUUUUUUCAUAUUUCUCGUGUUCAUGGUUUGUCAUUUACCAUUUGAAGUGGGGACAUUGAUAAAAGAGGGAAGCCGUGAUCCGGAUGAAAUCAGCGAGUUAUUUUAUGAGAUGUCCACCACACUGUACUACACACGAGGCGUGUUGUAUCUCAUAGUGUAUAUGUAUUUUAAACAAUAUGUUUGUCGACGGAGUAGGAGAUUAAAUGCAUCGAAUUCCUCACACCAGAUAAACAGAAUAUAUUUGGAGUUACCAAUUCGGGGACAAUGUAGGGGCCUUUCGUUAAACGAAUUAAGAUUAUUGAAGUAAUCGCUCAAAUAUAAGUUGAUUGUUUCUGUCAUUGUAUUAUGUUAAAUAAAUAAAUAUAUUAUGCUUUUUAUUAAUGAUUGAAAAUCAAAUUUUAUUUUAAACAUUUUAUAACAAACGUUUGUUAUUGUACUAGCGUUAUUAAAGUAUUACAUUUUAUUGUUGUAGCCUUAUAAAUAAAAAGGAUUAAACAUACAAU
Messenger RNA from Ruditapes philippinarum (Manila clam), 2379 nucleotides. Its product is annotated as delta-type opioid receptor-like. The transcript has a single exon. Bases 1143 to 2183 code for a protein of 346 amino acids. The record is from RefSeq and is a predicted model, not a curated record. Lineage: Eukaryota; Metazoa; Mollusca; Bivalvia; Venerida; Veneridae. Gene Ontology annotation, cellular component: plasma membrane. Gene Ontology annotation, biological process: G protein-coupled receptor signaling pathway. Gene Ontology annotation, molecular function: G protein-coupled receptor activity.